Molecule: messenger RNA, 978 nt
Organism: Colletotrichum orchidophilum
Lineage: Eukaryota; Fungi; Ascomycota; Sordariomycetes; Glomerellales; Glomerellaceae
Exons: 5
Coding region: 1-978 (325 amino acids)
Biological process (GO): transmembrane transport
Molecular function (GO): transmembrane transporter activity
Source: RefSeq, a predicted model, not a curated record
AUGGCUUCCAUCCAAGAUUACCAUGUGGCAACGGGAUUAGACGAGCCAAGGUACCCAGAGCCAGUGGCCUUGGCGGAAAGAAGAUCAAGAGUCAGCAGCGACUCUUCACGACACUCGCGGACAUCGAGCUUCUCAUGGUUUCGGCUUAGCGCGGACGGUCGUCCUUGGGGGCCGGUUGACGAGCUCAGUCUCUACAUGGGCACCGCGUUCAGCAGCAUACCCGACGACGAUAAGUCGACCCGAUCGCCUUACUUCGCCCCUCCAGCUAGCAACUGUUCAACAGUGUCGGAGAAGGAUCCGUCAUACGUGGUUGACUGGAAGAAGCCGCAGGACACCGAAGACCCGAUGCGUUGGUCGAUGAGGUCAAGCUGGGUGCAGAUUCUGCUUUCUGUGCUGUCUUGUACAGCCUUGGCGUCUCGCUCGCCUUUCAUUUCCUCUGCGGAAGUGCCGGCUCCGCUCCGCUCCCCAAGGGGGGCAGUACAAAUUGCCGAUGUCGCACAUCCGGCUUCGCGAGGUCGCGCCGUGGCUGUCUACUCCAUCGCCCUACUGCUGGGUCCCAUCCUGGGACCCGCAUCGGGCGGGUUACUAGCCGAGUACUUGGGUUCGCGUUGGAUAUUCUGGACGCUGUGCAUCAUGGCAGGCACCCUCACUUUAGACGACGGCAUCUCGCCAAUGCCCAUGAUUUCAGUCGGGUUGCUCCUAUAUGUGUGGCCGGCGGAGAAAGCCAUCUUUUGGUUGGUUCCAAUGAUUGGCACCGCCGUCAUUGGCAUUGGCAUCAUUUUUGUGUUUAUUCCUCGCGACCUCGUCGAUGCGUUCAGGCCACAUGCCACCUCCGCACUCGCUGCUUCCACCAUUUUCUGUAGUGUGUUUGGAGCUUUCUUACCCCUCGCCAGCUCUCCCAUGUACUCUGGUCAGGGCCUGGGGUGGGGAUACUCAAUUCUUGUUGCGCUUGCUGUUAUUAUGGCACCGAUACCCUGA